This is a messenger RNA of Nothoprocta perdicaria, 2320 nucleotides long. RefSeq names its product zinc finger matrin-type 5 (gene ZMAT5). NCBI's taxonomy places the organism in Eukaryota, Metazoa, Chordata, Aves, Tinamiformes, Tinamidae. Gene Ontology annotation, molecular function: zinc ion binding. Gene Ontology annotation, cellular component: U12-type spliceosomal complex. The record is from RefSeq and is a predicted model, not a curated record. The coding region runs from base 1765 to 2277 and encodes 170 amino acids. The transcript has 6 exons.
GCUCCUGUUGACUCGGUAACUACAGCGAGCAGCUCCUUACGUGGCGCCCGCGCCGCUGUUUCGCCCCUCUCGGCUCCUCAGAGUGUGUUUGCUGACGGUCCGGUCAUUUCUUCUUAUCCAUUUGUGUCUGAGUUUCCACACGCAGCUGCUGCAGGGAUUUUCCGGGCCGCAAGCGCGGGUGGAAGCUGGGAAGAGCCUGUGAACAGUGGGAGUCUAAUGCACCACCUGUAGACAAAUCAUCCCAGUAGCCUAUAAACCACCAAGAGGUUGCGCUGGUGCAGGGGGUGAGCUGAUAUUUGUCCCAAAUCAAGCACGUGGCUCCGAGGUGACGUGGGACACCAUGGAGAUGGGAGCCUGGCCCCUCUGUCAUUGUAGCUGCGCUGGCAGAACCUCCUGGUUUCUCGCUCRUUCCCACAGGGAUAUGAGCACAUGUCCAUUGGCAGCUGAGUAUCAUAAGCCUGACACUUGGAUUUAAUUAACUUCACAUCUGUCUGGAUGUCCAAAGUGGCUGAAAGGGCCCUGCGCCGGGGCCAAAAGGCAGCAGGAAAUUGAGGUCAAGGCUCCAAAGCAAUUUUCAGAGUUCAGCACAGAGAAAAACAGUUAGAUCCAGACAAAAUCAAGUCUGCUGGAUGCCCUUUCCAGGGUCACCUUCUUCCCUCUCCUUGCAUUCCUGCCCCCAUCCUGAGGAAAUCAGUGAAAGGACCCUUGGAGAAUCCUAAAGAAAAGCUGCAGCAGGUAGAGCAGAGUGUGGAAUAUUUUGGCCAUUAUUUGAGAAGAGAAAAUGUAAGGAUAUGCAUAUGGAAUCAUGCCUUGAGUUGUAUCAAGCACCUAGGAUGCGUGAGUGGAACACCUGUCAGACAUAUUAAAACAUGGUGUUUCUUUAAAAAGAUUGCUAUAAAAGACUUGAAUUGAAGGAUUUAUAUAUAUAAUAUAUAUAUAAAUAAAAAACUAUACAUAUAUAUAGUUUUAAGUAUCGAGGUAGAAGGACAAAGCCCUGAGUUUUGUGUUUGAAUUUAUGCCGAAGGACUUUUGAGCUGGCACAAAGCCUGUUUGAAAUCAUUUCUGGCUGCAUGUGGGACCAGGAGCCUGUUUGCCUGAAUUCAAUUGCAAAUUAGGGUCUAAAAAUGUUAAAAGGAAAUGGCCAGGCUAAAACAGUUCUUCAUAAAACAGCUACACUUACUUUAUUUCAUAAUGACUGAGAUGGAUUUAAUUAAAAAAAAAAUCUCUGGUUUUAACUGAAUUAACACUCUCUGUUUACUGUUUUAGCCAUUGGGGAAAAUGGAAAUAGGUUAGUCAGGACUGCUUAGAAACAGUGUUUAUUCCUGUGUACGAAUGGGGUGCAAAAAAUGCCCUAGAUUGCUGAUACUACAGAGAGUUGGUAGAAUCCAGCCAAAAUAGUCUAUGCAACUGAAUUCUUUAAAAAAACGAUGGAAAUAAAUAAUGUAAUUUUCUGAGAGGGGAUUUCUGGGAGAAUCUGAUGCUCCUCUAAUUGCUUUUUUGUUUGAUUGUUUGUUUGUUUAUUUAUUUUUAUUCCAUUCAUCCUCUGCAAUUGCAAUGAGAAUUUGGGAGCAAGAUCCUCCCAGAUGUGGGAUCUGACUGCCUCAAAUCCGCAGGAGUUCUCCGUUGUUGGGGAGGAAAGGGAGCUGUAAAUCUUGGAUCCUUUAGCUUGUGCCUUUCCAUCACCRGGGCAGACAUGGCUGGGUGCCAAGGAGCCAUUUAAGGGUUGUUCCCAGGCCACACUGACCCUGCUCUGCCAGGAGAGAGAUGGGGAAGAGAUACUUCUGCGAUUACUGUGACAGGUCCUUUCAGGACAACCUUCACAACCGGAAGAAACACCUCAAUGGAGUACAGCAUCUCAGGGCCAAACGAGCCUGGUAUGACUUGUUCCGAGAUGCUGCUGCUAUCCUGCAGGAGGAACAGAGCAAGAAACCUUGUCGGAAGUUCCUGCAGACAGGACAGUGUGAUUUUGGACCUAACUGCAGGUUUUCCCACAUGACAGAGCAGGACCUGGAGAAGCUGAGUGCCCAGGUGCGAGGGGAGCAGCAACUGAAGGAGCUGCGUCAGGAGGGAGCGGAUGUCCCGCUUGGCACCAUCGAGGACUGGCUGGAGAAGAGAGCAAAGAGAUUGAGCGCAGCCCAGAAUAACAGCUCUCUCCCCGAAAAACCGGCACCUUUCCAGUACCCUCUGGGCUGGCCGCCAGUGCAGGAGCUGCCGCCGUCGCUGCAGCCGCCCCCGCCGGGGGGCUGGCUCCUCCCGCCCGACCUGCGCUGGGGCUGAGGUGCCCCAGCAGCCCUCUCCUCUGCUCCUGGARAGGAGGUAU